AUGGAUCUAUAUCUCAUCGUCCUCCUCGUAUCAACGUUAGUGGUCGGUCUCUGUCUCAAGCAGCGUAACAAGAAGCCCAGGAGCAACGAAGCAGUCGGCAGAAGCGCAGAAAAGUCAGCCAACGAUGGCAAGAUCACGCCUCCACCUUCUAUCACGCCUUUGCCAGCAUUCGACUAUACGACAGUCAGACCAGCUCGGUUCCGUCCUUACAAGCCAGCCUAUCACAUUACCAUGGCGCUGCAGUCCUCCUUGCCCGAAGACCUUAUCGUCCUCGACAGCAACUAUCGAGCGCGCAUCGAGACACGGCGCAGACUGAUGGAGAGCAACCCAAACAUAGUCAUGGGCACCAUCGGCACACCGGGAGCCAAGGCGGCAGUGGAUGAGCUAUAUGCCUACUUGAUGGACUAUCUGCCUGCACGAUACUCCUCGAUCUUUACGAGAGCGGCUUCCACAGCGUCGCUACACAACGCCGCCACUGGACAAGAUAUUCCGCGCAGUCCACCUACCAACCCACUGGACGCCCUGCGGACCCUUGGCGAAACGGUCGAAGACGACUUGUUUUUGUUGCAAGAGGAAGGCAUCCAAACACCAGCCGGCGAUGGUGGGUCGGCUUACCCUGAAACAAGCCACCGCCUGGUGGCCUUCCUCUGUUGCUUCCCGUCUGGGUUCGACCCGUCGGCAAAGCUCGGAUUGCUUCUCAGGGACAUCCACAAGCCGGUUCCGUCCUACGAUAAGAUUGGGCCGAGCAUGGAGCGCUUCUUCAAGCGGCUCGCCGUUGGCCAGAGCGUGAGACGACUUAAUUGGUCUGUCCAAACACACGCGAACUUGUUCGUGCCCAAUGGAAAUCAUGUUCACAAAGGCGACGAUGCCGAAAACGACACCGAUGUUGACAUUGCUCAAACGCACCUUCGGGUCGAGUGCCAAACUCUGACACGCCUUCCCGCCACAAAAUCAAUCCUCUUCUCCUUCAAGACGCAUCUUUUCCCACUGCAAGAUCUCAAGAGUGAAUGUGUGGGUCCCGACCUGGCCGAUGCGAUUGAGGGACUCAAAAAAGGAAAUGCUCCCGGCAUGUGGACAUACAAAGGUGGCGUGCGCUGGGGCAAGGCCGUGUGUGAGUACCUGCGCUCGUAA
Molecule: messenger RNA, 1131 nt
Organism: Sporothrix brasiliensis 5110
Lineage: Eukaryota; Fungi; Ascomycota; Sordariomycetes; Ophiostomatales; Ophiostomataceae
Exons: 2
Coding region: 1-1131 (376 amino acids)
Source: RefSeq, a predicted model, not a curated record